AUGGGGCCCACCCCUGAGAAUUACUGCAUGUUGCAAGGUUUCGAAUGGAACGUCCCCGCCGAUCAGAAACAUUGGAUCCGGUUGCAAAACGCAUUACAGGAUCUGAAGAACAUUGGAAUAGACAAUGUCUGGCUCCCGCCUGCUUGCAAAGGUCAAGGUGGUGAUCAGGCCAAUGGCUAUGACAUUUACGACUUGUACGAUGUUGGGGAGUUUGAGCAAAAAGGCUCCAAAGUUACCAAAUGGGGCUCUAGAGAGGACUUGGACCAGUUGAGCAAUAAGGCAAAACAGCUCGGGAUUGGACUAUACUUCGAUGCGGUGCUAAACCACAAGGCUGGCGCGGACAGGAAAGAGAAGUGCAGGGUCGUCGAGGUGGAUCAGAGUGAUCGAAAUAAAGAAAUCGGUGAGCCGUUUGAGAUCGAAGCGUGGCUGGGCUUCGAUUUCCCGGGCCGUGGCGACAAAUACUCUGCUCAAAAAUAUCACUGGGAGCAUUUUUCAGGCACGGACUACGACGCAGGCACUGAAAAGACUGGCAUUUUCCGCAUUCUCGGCGACAACAAGCAUUGGUCCCAUUCCGUGGGCGACGAAGCUGGCAAUGCCGACUUCCUCAUGUUUGCCGAUCUCGACUACAGCCAUCCAGAGGUCGCGAAGGACGUCAUUCAGUGGAGCGAAUGGGUGGUCAAGGAAUUCAAGCUGAAAGGGUUCCGUUUCGAUGCCUGCCAACAUUUCUCUGAGCGUUUCACCAACGAUCUAGUGGAACAUCUGGAAGAAAAGUUUGGAAAGGGCGAAUUGUUUCUGGUUGGAGAGUACUGGAGCGGCGACACGCAGGAGAUGCUCGAGUGGCUAAACAACAUGCACCACCGCUUCACCCUGUAUGACUCGCCGCUGGUGUAUUCCUUCUCACAAAUUUCCAAGACAGAGAAAGCCGACCUCCGAAAAGUCUUCGACAACAGCCUUGUUAAAGCCAAGCCUGAGAGUGCCGUGACGGUGGUGAUGAAUCACGACACGCAGCCAGGACAGACCGUCGAGACACCCAUUGAGGGUUUCUUCAAGCCGAUCGCCUACGCCCUGAUCUUGUUGAGGAGAGAAGGCUAUCCGUGCGUCUUCUACGGCGACCUCUAUGGCAUGAAGGGCAAGCAGCCCGAGCCGCCUGCGUGUGGUGAGAAAUUGCCCCAACUCGUGCUCGCGAGGAAGCUUUUUGCGUACGGAGACCAGGACGACUACUUCGAUGACGACCCAAACUGUGUCGGAUUUGUGCGCAGGGGCACCGAAGACAGGAAAUCCGGGCUUGCCUGCGUCAUGUCGAACGCUGGCCCGGGGACAAAGAAGAUAUUCGUCGGCAAGGAGCACUCGGGAGAAGUCUGGACUGAUGUGCUAGGCUGGCAGAAAGAUGAAGUACAAAUCGAUGAAGACGGGUUUGGAGAGUUCAUGUGUCCCGGCACGAGCGUUAGUGUGUGGGUGAACAAAGAAGCCGAAGGAAGAGAUAAGCUGGACAAGCUGCACUUUGAUAGCGACAUCUACGCCAAGGCAUAAGCUGAACGGUGUUUAGAAACAGCGACAUCAGACAGGCUGACGGGGUGGCGGGGGAUCUAAUUGGGAUACAGGGUAGAGGAGGUACAUUAUGGCAAGUUCUAGAUUAUUUUAAGAAAUAUGG
This is a messenger RNA of Cladophialophora immunda, 1651 nucleotides long. RefSeq lists its product as uncharacterized. Gene Ontology annotation, biological process: carbohydrate metabolic process. The transcript has 2 exons. Lineage: Eukaryota; Fungi; Ascomycota; Eurotiomycetes; Chaetothyriales; Herpotrichiellaceae. The coding region runs from base 1 to 1530 and encodes 509 amino acids. Gene Ontology annotation, molecular function: calcium ion binding; hydrolase activity, hydrolyzing O-glycosyl compounds. The record is from RefSeq and is a predicted model, not a curated record.